Cicer arietinum (chickpea) is the source of this 729-nucleotide messenger RNA. RefSeq names its product small ribosomal subunit protein eS26x. Gene Ontology annotation, molecular function: mRNA binding; structural constituent of ribosome. Gene Ontology annotation, biological process: translation. NCBI's taxonomy places the organism in Eukaryota, Viridiplantae, Streptophyta, Magnoliopsida, Fabales, Fabaceae. The record is from RefSeq and is a predicted model, not a curated record. Gene Ontology annotation, cellular component: ribosome; cytosolic small ribosomal subunit.
UGUCCCUAUUACUAUUAAAAAAAAAAAAACAAAUUUACUAGUUACACUUACACAUAUAUCCCAAAAUAUGAAAUAGGUUUAAGUAGGCGUUCGGCUCUACCCUAAUCUCACUCCUAACGUCUGCGGCGGACUCCAAGUUUCUGCAACAAUGACUUUCAAACGUAGGAACGGAGGUCGCAACAAACAUGGCCGUGGUCAUGUCAAAUUCAUCCGAUGCUCCAAUUGUGGAAAAUGCUGCCCUAAGGAUAAAGCAAUCAAGCGUUUUCUCGUCAGGAACAUUGUCGAACAGGCUGCAGUUAGAGAUGUUCAGGAAGCUUGUGUUUAUGAUCAAUACACUCUUCCUAAGCUGUAUGUGAAGAUGCAGUAUUGUGUUUCCUGUGCCAUUCACUCUCAUGUUGUGAGAGUCAGAUCUCGUACUGAUAGGAGGAAGCGUGAGCCUCCACAGCGUUUCAUUAGGCGCAGGGAUGAUGCACCUCGUCCUGGCCAGCCUGGUCAAGCUCCUCGUCCCGCUGGAGCUCCAGCUCCUGCAGCCCGUACCUAGAAGCAAAUCUCAAGAUUUUCUUUUGUUGGAUCCGUUCUAUAUCAUGAACCUAAUUUGAUUUGCUUUUUUCAGAUUCCAGUUUUGUGUAGAACAAUAACUAUCAUAUAAUUGUUUGCUUAAUUUCUUUGGUAAUAACUAAAUUUUGGAUCAUUUUAAUCUGAUGAUUUAUUUCAGUGGACCUUGAUAUA